Phytophthora nicotianae INRA-310 is the source of this 454-nucleotide messenger RNA. RefSeq lists its product as hypothetical. Lineage: Eukaryota; Oomycota; Peronosporomycetes; Peronosporales; Peronosporaceae. The record is from RefSeq and is a predicted model, not a curated record. The annotation marks the transcript as partial. The transcript has a single exon.
UGCAUUUCAAAGUGUCAAUAGAGCCGCACGAUGGUCGCGGAGCUGCGUCCGCGGGCCACCAACCACCACAGAGACCCGCUGUAUGUUGAAGCCCCACUGCUACCGUAUUAUGCAGGUGCAGCGUCGCCUAAGUCGUCGUCAUCUUCGCGUAUCCGUCGCUGGAAGCGUCUGCUGUUGCUGGGCUGUAUUCUGUACGUGUCGCUCUUGUUUGUCUGGUUUGGCUUCAUGAAAGCAAGGAAAGGCGGCGAAAUUUUCGGAGGACCACUAGACAAUUUCAUAUCGAUCGCCAAUCUGGAUGAGAACAAGAUAAAUUAUUUACACGCACACGAGGACCGUGAACUCCGGACGGAUUUCGUAUUUGCAGAGCUGGAGAUGGAAUUUUUGCACAAGAUUAACGCGUCAGUUGAAAGGGACGAAGCAGCAAUUUUAGAGGCUGAAGCUCAUGCAAAGACCC